AUGGAUGCCUCUGAAAAACCGUUUUUAACAAAAUUGCCUGAUGGUCUGCCAGUUGGAGGUAAACCAGGACGAUCAACCGAAAAAGUAAUAGAUUAUAUAUUGUAUUCAUAUGGUCUUGCUAUACAACAAGCCAUAGCAGAAACAAUGGAUCGAGAUAAACAGCAUGAACAUUGUCCUGAUGGACUCAAUAGUUGGUAUGCAUAUAAACGUAGUUUACUUGAUCCAGAAUACAACUCAAUUGAUGAAAAAAAACAAAAAUUAUGUCUUGAUCCCAUAUUUAGUCAAAUUUUAGAUAAAAUGAUAAACGAUCUUACAAAUCCAGAAUUAUUACCUCGCUGUGUCAAAGGAUUGACUCAAAAUAGUAAUGAAUCAAUAAACUCUAUUGUAAGAAAAGAUGAUAAAAGAAUUGAAAAAGUUGAUGCUGCUAUAAUGCAAAACGAAAAACAACGUCAACAAUCAAUUGCUGCGGAAAUAGCUACACAAGAAUAUUAUCCUGAAUUGACAGCAACAGGAUCGUCUGUGCCUGGUACUAAAUCAUUAACUCACGAACGACCAAAUUCCGCUAAUUGUCCAGGCGAACAAGAAGACAAACGAGAUUUUGUUGAACAAUUAAACGAAUUAUUAACAAAACAACAUCGUCGACAAUAUUCAGAAGAAGAUAUUCUUGAAAAAAGUCGACAAAUGCUUGAAGAAAGUAAAGCAAAAAAUGACCAAUUAGCUGAACAAGCAAAAGUAUUUCAACGAACAUUACAACGGAAUGAAAUCUAUUCAGCAUUAAAUCGUUUUUCCUAUCUUCCACCAAUUUAUCCAACGGUUGUUAAAGAAAUUCGAUCAUCUUCAAAUCGAUUUCAACAAAUAAAUAUUGUUACACGAACAGCUUUAUGUAUCAUUGGUGUUCCCGGUCAAUCUAAAACAUUAUCUUUUCAAAUUGUUCUUCAAAAUCUUCAAGGUGCACAGUUAUCAGCAAAAUCAUUUUGUAAACGUCUUCCUGCUAUCGAUCCAUUUUUUUGUCUUGGGUCGAAAUAUAGUCGUUCAGAAAAUAUUGCUUUUAUUUUUGAACGUGCUAUCAAACGUGAACAACAAUAUGAACAAAAUCGAAUGAAUCCAAGUCAAACUACAGUUUUUCGUAUGCCCGAUUUUCCGGAUGAUAUCGAUAAUGAAUUACGAAAUGUUGAAAUCUUAUCAAAUAUUAAAUUAUGUAUGGAAACAGGCAAAACUAUCUUGAUGAUAAAUACAGGUCGUAUUCAUGGUUCACUAUAUGAUGUUUUCAAUCAGAAUUUUUCAAUUAUGGCUAAUGAAGAAAGUAGAAAAAUCUUUUCUAAAGUAGCAAUUGGUCCGAAAACAAUUGAUGUAGUUGUACAUGAGGACUUUCAAUGUAUUGUUCAUAUAAAACGAUGCGAAUUUAAAGAUAUUUCAGCACCAUUUUUAAGUCGUUUUCAAAAAUAUUCGUUAAACAACCCCUUUCUUUUCACAGUCCUAUUGAGAAUCUUGAAGUUUUAUUGUUAA
Molecule: messenger RNA, 1506 nt
Organism: Didymodactylos carnosus
Lineage: Eukaryota; Metazoa; Rotifera; Eurotatoria; Philodinida; Philodinidae
Source: the annotation of a GenBank genome assembly